ACUACUGUUUCAUCUGUAGGCUCAUAAAUUUCCGAAGCCCGAGUCUUCGCGAUAGACGUCACGUAUUGAUGAAGAGUGAGCCCAAAUUUGUUACACUGCCUUUCACGACACAAGUUUUGCUCACGGAAGUAUAGUAGAGUUCCCGUAAUACCACGGAGGUGGAAUUUACUUGGAUUUCUGGGAGCGGCUACGAUGUCGUAUGUGCAGCACAGCAUUCAGGAUGUGCGGGAGGCGCUCUCUGGUGAGCGGGUCUCUUGGCUGACGGUGGAUGAGCACAGAGGCCGGGGCAGCCACCCCUGCCGCUGGGACAAAUCCCCGGCGCGCUGCAUCCGCAGCGGUGACUACUGGCUCUACAUGCAGCUCCAGCCCGACGUGUCCAAACUCGACGCCAUCGAUUCGACAGUCACGAGGGGCGACCCGCGGCCGUGGCUGACGCGGCUGCAGGCCCUGCGCGCCCGCGGCCUGGACGCGGCCGCCCUGCGCUCCGCCGGGCCGCCGUCGCUGCCACACGCCCGCGUGCGAGAGCUGCGUGCCAAGGGCGCGUCGCAGGAGCCGCUGCUGCCGCACCAGGAGAGCAAGUGGUCGCUGGGUGCCGGGAUCUCCGACCCUGAAGUGCAGGAAGCGGAGAUGAGCCAGCGCAUCAGCGACACGCUGCUCGACCUGGAGGAGCAGCUCCGCCGCCGACCACACCUGCCGGCAGCCUCGUCCGAUGAGGAUGAACAUGGCCUAGAGGUUGACUUCACAGAAACAUGCAAAUUAGAUAGUCAGAACUAUAGAGAGUUCCAGACCAACAUGUCAUGUGGUGCAUUUAAGGUAUUGUCAAAUGCUGUAAAAAAGGCUUGUCGAAAUAAAAAGCAAUAAACUGAAACAAAGACAACAAUAAGAUGAAUAUCAAUCUUAAUUA
Schistocerca gregaria is the source of this 904-nucleotide messenger RNA. RefSeq lists its product as uncharacterized. The coding region runs from base 193 to 861 and encodes 222 amino acids. NCBI's taxonomy places the organism in Eukaryota, Metazoa, Arthropoda, Insecta, Orthoptera, Acrididae. The transcript has 4 exons. The record is from RefSeq and is a predicted model, not a curated record.